Molecule: messenger RNA, 777 nt
Organism: Dentiscutata heterogama
Lineage: Eukaryota; Fungi; Glomeromycota; Glomeromycetes; Diversisporales; Gigasporaceae
Source: the annotation of a GenBank genome assembly
ACAUUAGAAGCGGUUACAAACUGUUUAACCUUUGCAGAAACGAAACAAUUAUUAAAUUUUCAACCGAAUGAUCCAUCUAUAGAAAAUAAUAAUGCUUCGUUGCUUGGACUGACUGUGGAAGAAUUAAAUAAAGCUGUUGAAAAUGAUUUAAGGGAAUUAAAUAAACAUAGAGAAACAGUUUUAAGUUGUAUUGAAAACAGAUUGACAAGACAGUGCAUAGAUAUAGCUAAAUUUUAUUAUACUGAAGAAGAAUCAAAAUCUGAAACACAAAAACAACUAUUUACUAAGGCAUCUAAAUUGGAUAAGACAUUAACUUCCCAACUUGAUGAAUUGCGGCUUGCAAAAUUCAAUAGAGUUAUGAAUCAAAUUCAAUUGGGAGAUCGAAUAACAAACUAUAUGAAUGUAAUGAAAGAUAUUUUAUCUACUCUUUGGAAUAUUAUCGAGGAAUUUAAGCUACACCAUGAAUUACAAAAAAAUACUAUUUUUAAUGACUAUUUUUCAAUGCUUGUUAAAAAUAUCGGUUUAAAAUUGAGAGUACUUCGAUUAGAUGCCUUGAUGGUUAUUUAUGAUAAAGAAACUUUAGAAGAACUCAUGUCAAUAAGGGAUAAUCUUAUGCGUGAGGAAAAAGAUUAUCACCAGGAGUUAGAUGCAUUAGAAGCACAACUUUCCCGAUAUCAGGGUGUUUGUGGGGAGUUUGAACAAAUUGUGCAAUGUUAUAGUAACUUGAAUAAAGAAAUUGAGAAGGCGAAGGAUGAUAUUCAGAGAAUGACUAUGUAA